Annulohypoxylon maeteangense is the source of this 2719-nucleotide messenger RNA. Its product is annotated as mediator of RNA polymerase II transcription subunit 1-domain-containing protein. The transcript has 2 exons. NCBI's taxonomy places the organism in Eukaryota, Fungi, Ascomycota, Sordariomycetes, Xylariales, Hypoxylaceae. Bases 359 to 2368 code for a protein of 669 amino acids. The record is from RefSeq and is a predicted model, not a curated record. Gene Ontology annotation, molecular function: transcription coregulator activity. Gene Ontology annotation, cellular component: mediator complex. Gene Ontology annotation, biological process: regulation of transcription by RNA polymerase II.
UGAACCUUGAGCUUCUCGAAGUUGAGAGGUUGGAAUCUUACCUCGACAUCCUCAAAAUUGCAACCUAAGUUUGGAAUUGAUCUCAAAAAUCACCAUCAAUACCAGAUCACCUGCUAAAACCUACCCCUUACAGAGUUUUGGGUGAAGUUGGAGUGAAGGGGAGGUCACUAGAGUAACAUGCUUCACCUCUAUUCUUCAGCUUCGUUUGGUUUCUUGGUUGAUCGCGACCAUCUACACCUCCUCACGUCUUUUUCCAUUUAAUCUUUUCGCAGAAGCUUAAGGCAUUACUAUUCUCCGCUUCCGCCCAAUCCCUAUUCCUAAGAAUUCUUCUGCUCUACGCCACAUCAUUGCCUUAACGAUGUCGACUCCGAUGCGUCACGGCCCCUCCCAGCAGGGCCGUACACCCUCACAGCACCCCGUAGCCGCGCCUACACCUCAAGCUUCGACUCCAUUUUCAAACCCGCAAACCGCUGCCGCCUUCUCCCCUCACGGUCCUAGAUCCUCACCACAGCAAUUUAAGAAAUCCCCCGCCACCGGUACGAUGAUUGGAACCAAUACCAGUGUGACGGUCAACUUCGAUAGCCCUUCCGUUACUGCUGCUUAUAAUACUUUGGGUAUAAAUAUGAAUAUUAACGACCUUAACCUGGAUAGCAUAAGUGUUGGGGGACUGGUUGCCGCAACGAGACAAUCAGAUGAGGAAGAUCGCAAGAAGAGGAUGGAAGCGGUUAUCGCCGCUCUUUGGGGCCAAAAUAGUAGUCGUGUUAGUAACCAAGGACUCGAGAGAUUGGCUAUCCACCUGAAUCUGGAGUGUCUUUGGGAGGAUGUUAAGGGUGCCGGCGAAAAUGCCAAGACUCUGAUCAUAGCAGGACAGACUAUGGCAGUUGAGGUCGGCAUCACUAAUCACGUCGUACAUCAAGCUUCAUUGGUGUAUACCGAAUCCAUGCCAAUUCUCGAGAAACAUGCCGACAAAGCAUCCGCUAUCUUACUGAAGGACCUCUCUCUGGCUCCUGGCCAGAGCCCUUUGACCAAGAGAUUAACGCAAUUCCGUGCAAAUCUCGAACGUCUUGCUACGCUUGACAAACUUAGCGGCUCUCCCGGGUUUAACUGUCACGAGGCGAUCGCAGGUAUUUGGGAAAGCUUGGAAAGACUUCACAGAUGGGACGUCGAGAAACUUCGGCAUGAAGACCGCGCUUUCAUUCGUAUGUCAGAUGAAAGACUCAGAGUCUUUAGUCUCUGCCUCCGCAAUGGCUGUCCUCUCAUGCAUGCUCGGGGUCGAAUUGGUCUUAGUCUUGACUACUGGAAAGAGAGGAGAAAACUUGCAUCUACGACUGUGGAUACCGAUGAUGCCAAAACGUGGGGCAUUCUAAUCGAGUGUGCACCUGCUAGUGGCAUGGUUUACAGUCCUGUGCGAGUCUCGGAUAAGUGGAUUAGUCCCGAUAUCGAGAAGUCACAUAUUACAGAAACAGAUAUGAUGCAAACUUCUGUGCCUUUCCUAGAUUGGCUUGAGCCGCCUACCACUCUUCUACCAUCCUCGGAAGAAGUGAAGACGGAAGGUGGACUGGAAGGACUGCCUGGUCCCAAAACUCCUGAUGUCGUCUUCAUGGCCACUUUCGAUCCUCCAGUCAUCGUUCCUCAUGCUGUCGCUAUGGAGAUAUAUAAGAUUUCUGCGACGAAUGUCCCUUUAACGAACAUCACCUUCGAUGCACUAAUGUUUCCUAUUCCUGAAGGAAGCCCUUACGAUCCUAGCGAGCCCCGGGAAUUUACCUUCAUCCAGACUAUUCCCACUUUCUCGCAAAGCCCUCAGGCGGAACCCACCUUGAAGGCUCAUCGUAACACUUUAUUCAUAUACAAGCCAGUUUAUGGGCAGGUCGUUAACCAUGUACCCUUUGCCCACCCAAAGGACCUAGUUGCGAUGCUGCCAUUGCUGCGCCAGUACGCGUUCCUAUCUUUGCUCCUUACUAAUAUGUUCAAGCCCAAAGAAGGAAAACCGUCUACUACAGAAUCCAGCGAGGAAGAUAGUCAUCAACCGGUUACUCAAAAAGAUGAGUUUGAACAAUUCAUGUCUACGAAGACGUCAAAGGAAAAAUCAGUCCCAAAGAAUGCAUUAAAGGUAGACCUUACCCUAACAGCGCAUCCUGUUCCACGCUUAUUAUUGGUGUUCCCUUUCAAUGGCGACACGGCAAACGUCCUACUCGAGAUCCAGAUCGGCGGCCGAGUCGCCAUUAUCUCCGAGAAUAUCCUCAAGCCAACGAGUGAUAGUCAAGGAAUGGAACAAUUUAGAAGAUCGGACUGGGCUAAUGCGCUCGAGACUAUGGAGGAUAUCGGAGCUUGGAUCGAGCUUAUAAAACGUACGCUGGAGGAAGAGUAAACACUCUUGAUGGAAAUUAGAUUUACGGACAUGCGUCGAGCGUACGGUGCUAGUAUUCGGAGUCCGUUGAGGGGUGUAACUAGGCGUAACAGUACUGACAUCAGUGGCGUGAGGGGGCGGAAAACAAAAUUUGCGGGUUACGAGUGACACGGUUUAUACGGCUAUGAUACCCCGGAGGCCCUUUGCCUUUGUUGCGUGUUGGACUAGGUAUAGAUGGGAUCGCGAUCGCGAUUGCGCUUUUUUUUUCUUCUUUUCGAUGUGCUUUGCGCGGUUGCGUGUUUGCCAUUUAUUCGCGUAGGAUCUGACGGUUUGUUGGAUCCGGUCGAGGGGGGAAUAAAUGGAUUAACUACC